This is a messenger RNA of Cephus cinctus (wheat stem sawfly), 551 nucleotides long. RefSeq lists its product as uncharacterized. The record is from RefSeq and is a predicted model, not a curated record. The coding region runs from base 108 to 437 and encodes 109 amino acids. The transcript is spliced from 2 exons. Lineage: Eukaryota; Metazoa; Arthropoda; Insecta; Hymenoptera; Cephidae.
UUCAGGAAAGAAUUUUGUUUAACGAUAUUGCAGAUACAUUCGGAUUGUAUAAGACGUUAAAAUUCAUUGUGACUCGGGAAAUAUAAUUUAUUCCUAAUAUAAAUGACAUGGCUGCUUCUACUACGAAAACGGACAGGAUGAAAACCCCAGGAAACAGUUAUUGGAAACAUGUACUGAAUCAUUAUGAGGAACGAAAUGCAUUACUUGAGAGGAAACAAGCUGCUCUGGUAGAAAGAUUACGUUUCAUGGAGUGCACUUUGCCUUCGUUGUUAAUGGGUGCAGUAGUAAAUAUGAAGAGUACUCCUGACUCAUUAAAAGCGCAAACAACAAUUGGCAGGUCGGGAAAUAAAAUAAAUCGCAGUCAGAAUUCCACUACCUCCAAUGGCAGACACUUGGUGAAAGCAGAUAGGAUACGUGCAAAGAAUAUAUUAAAUUAAUCAGAUCCCUACUUAAAAUAGUUAUUAAUGAAUGGAAUUGUAAUUAUAACUCUGACAUUGGACAGCGAACUUGAAAUAAAUUCAUCGUAGAUUUCUAGGUUGAGCUGUAAAAUU